UCAAAGCUGAAUAAGAUGUGUGUAGUAGUUGGCCCAUAGUCACUGCCGUUUUGUAAUCAUGCGUGGACCAGAAUCUCUGUUUGAUACACAAAAAAGAAGCUUGUUGUAGUUGGUGUGUUGGAAUGAAUAGUCAAGGUUUCUCCACAAGUCCAGUGCAUUAUGGGUAGACCAGACAGAAGCAGGAUCCAUUUGGAGACGACAGAGCACAAGAUAAUCUCUAUUCAUGGAGAGAGGAGAUGACAAAAACAUUCUCCCUGUAGACUGGACAUGACAAAAACCUGUUGAAAAUAACCAAGAUCAACUGGAACAAACGACAGCUCCACGUAAAAAAUAAGGUUGUCUUUGUUUAACAAAGCUUCAUUCAAAUGUGGCCUUCGUUAAACCCAAUAGAAAGCAAGGAACAAAGUCCUGACCAACAACCAUUGGCUUUAUCUCAAAUCAAUCAACUAUUUUUGAGCCUCUCUCUGAACACAGCCUCUGAGCACACUAUACGUCUCUGAUUCAUGGCCAUGGCCUCGCACUCAUGUGAUUUGCAAAGAGAAAAUACAUGCUAAACAUUAGUUGGAUUGGUUGAUAUUCCAGGCAUAUCUGUGCGGUACUUAGUAAUAGCCUUGGGGAAAGGGUACUCCCUCCUUGCCACAGGAAUUAUCAGCCUAUUCAGGCGUCAUCAGAUGCCACAGAUGCAAAUCUCUUUUCCCUCCACUGUGAGAGUGUGUCAACAUAGCUACCUGUCAUGGCAGGCAAAGUGAUACCAACCCUACCCAAUGCUGGAGGGGGGGUAAUUCUCAUGGACAGUGAACUCAUGGACUCACUCUCAUUUCUAGAUGUCUUGAGUGCAAGUGAGUUUGAAGGAGAACAAAUCGACCCAGCAGUUGCUUUGGAGACUGAGACAGAUUUUUACAAGGGAACCCCACCUAAAUGGAUGAACUUUUACCUGGCUGAUGAGAGGGCAAACUCUGAUAGCAGUGCCACACCUACAGGAGAAGAAAGGGACAUUGAAUGUAUCAGAAGAGAUGGUUAUGAAAAGCUGAGGGAACUCAUCAAGUUACAGAGACAGGGCAGUUGGAGUGUAAACAGUGUUAAGCUGCUGCACCAGCCAGGCAGCGGAGGAACCACCCUGGCCAUGCAAAUACUCUGGGACCUGAGGAAAGAGCUCAGGUGUGCCAUUCUAGUCGACCCGUCUUCUGACAAGAAAGAUAUGGGCAAACAAGUCCAGAAAGACCCCCUGUCGGACACCAGGAUUAUUGCUAAACAGGUGGUCGAACUUUUUGCCACCGGUGAUCCAGAAAACCAGAAUACAGUGCUUCUUUUGCAGGACAAUGAACACCUGAGGGACCACUUACAGGACUUUCUCAUCAGAGAAAUAACAGAGCAAAAAAUCAGUGCUAAAUUCCCUGUGGUCAUCGUUCUACAAUGCAUACGCUCGACCUGUAUCAUAGACGAUGAGGAGGAUGAGAGUAGAACUGAGGCAGAUUUACUCCUGAAAUCACGUCUUUCUGACAAAGAGAAAACAAGCUUUGUUAGCAAAGAAAAACUAGUACAGAGGCAUCACAGAGAUGAGAUGGGGAAGUUUCACGGCUUUAACAUAAUGCAAAAUAAUUUCAAUGAAGAAUACAUGAGAAAAACAUUUUGUUCAGAAGAGGGAAAAGAAAUCAUCAAAUAUCUUCAGCAAAACAAAGUCUCCCGCAACACCAAACUCUUUGCCUUUUUAGCUCUGGUGAACUCCUAUGUUCCUGGCUCCUACCUCUUACAGUCACAAUGUGAGGCAUUCUUCAGCCAUCAAGACCCCUUUGGUGUGAACUUGUCAUUUGAGAAACGCAUGCAACCUUUCAGUGAUCUCAUAGUCACAUUCUCAAGACAUGGAGGAGAAGACAAGAGAGUCCGCAUAGCACACCCAGUACUUGCACAUCAAUGUGUUCAGUUGCUGGCAGAUGCUGGUAUAGCUAGGAGCUCAGCAACACUGGACUUUCUGCAGUACUUAACCAGACAACAAAUUCAGCCAUCCUUGUUACUGUUCUUCAAAGACAUGUUAACAAAGAGAGAAACAACCUCAAAUGGCCAAGAGAUCUUUUCCAGGUUAAUUCUAGAUAUUGAGAAACAUGAAGGCAUUCCUGAAUGUGCGAAUGUGUUGAAAACUGCAUCAGAAACAUUUAAACAUGACCCGUUCUACCCUCAAUCUCUUGCACGUUUUUACUACAUCAAAAUGUCUGAUUUUACAAGAGCUGAGAUUUGGGCUGAAAAAGCUAAAGAGAGAGUUCCCACCAACUCAUUCAUUGCUGAUACACUGGGACAAGUUCAUAAGAACCAUUUGUAUAAACAAGUCAAUGGCAAAUCAGGUGAAAAAACAGGGACCAGAGAUAUUUUGUUUUGGGCAGAGAAAGCCAUCAAGGCUUUCAAACAAGAGGAGGAGUUAGCUGAAAGGGAAUCAGUGAAUCACAUGGAGGGUGACAGUCCAACGAAAAUGUCUCACACCUUCAACAACAGGGGAAUCUUUGGUUAUCUACAGGUUGCUAACAUUGUUUAUGAUUCCCUCACAAAUCUCAACCCAAGAUGGAGGAAAAUCCUUACCCAGGAAAUAUCAGCUGAACGUCACUCGAUACUGUCAGAGGACAGAAAGCUUAUGAAGUACCAGACUUUCAUCACCAGCCUCAGAGUUGCGGUUGAAAGGAAAUUUUAUAAUUUUUUUGAGAGUUACCUCACUUACUCUGAGCCCAGGAACUGGAAGGACCAGACACCAUACUUUCAGCGAGACAUUGUUGAUUGUUUUUGCAAGUAUACAAGUGCCCCCAGUCCAAAAGAGGACCUACCAUUAAAGACACUCAAAGAAAAAAUGGCCUCUACCUUUCCCGGCCUCUCCACCCUCAAUCGAAAUGCCAACUUGAGUAAAAUCACAGAGCUGUGGAAAAUAAUUAAUAAAGAAAACCCUGACGAUGUUAACACUGCCUGUAAUUACAUCCUGGCCAACAUCCUCCAGACCAAUGGGCCAGUGGCAUCUCCAGAACCCGCAACUCUACCACAACUUAGAGCCAUUCUUCAGAAGUUCAUGGAGAAAGAAAAUACCAAACUUUGGACUCCAGAGUUUUACCUCCUUGUCCUUCUACUAUUUUGGCCCGAGGAGGCAAGAGAGGGCGAUGUCACCAAUGACAUUGAUCUUAACAAGUAUGUUGAGUGCAUGAAACAGGCCUUUGACAACAAAUACAAGAAGUACCUACAAUCUAGGGAACUUGUGCCCUUGUUUUACCUGGGUAAAGGUGCUGGGUUGAAAAGACUUGUUCACAAAUCAAGCAUAGACGACAUCUGUGUGCAUCUGAAAAAAAGGAAAUCAAGGACUCCCAAUAAAACAAGAGGCAGUGCAGAGAUCAGUUGCAUUCAGGAUCACCUUCUUCGUGUCAACGGAGUGGUCAGAGUGCAUAAAGCAUUUGCCCGUAUGGCAGAUAAAGAGAUCGAGAUUUGUCCCCAGAAACAGGCCAGUGUGUGGAAGGAUGGCAACAUCUCAUUUUACCUUGGCUUCAAUAUCAGUGGCCCUCAAGCUUUUGACAUAAAGUACACAAUGCCCACAGUGGGAUCUGGAGGAAAUGUUCAGAAACAAAGGGAUGAUGCCAUUGGAUCAGAGGGAACCAGAAUGGAAGAAUCAAAAACAUUAAAUCGAGGGAUUCCAAAGGGCUUGAAGACUUCUAGCCACAUUCAUACCCCAACUCUUUGGACAGAACCUGGAUUGAAAAACAUCCAUCCACAAUUGACAAAAACCCAUUACAGGCUCCAGUGCCCCCGUGCAGGCCUGUUCCAGUGCAGGUUGACAGGGCUGAUGUUUCUGAUGGAGGGGGAGGGGGAGGUGCUUUACAGGACUGUCCAAUGGGACGACAGUCUCCUGCACUCCACAGGCCGGACACCUGCCGGACCUCUGUUCAGCAUUGAGUGUCCUCGGGGAUCUGUUCGUCAGUUACACCUCCCACACUGUGAGAUUUCCUCUGGGAAAGGCUUUGACUCCUUAUCUGUGGCCCAUGUUACUGGUGACAGUGUGGAAGUUUUGCAGCCAGUCAGGGUGACUGACUCACAUGCGGUGGUGGACAUCACAGACCUUUCCAUUUGGGGCCUGCUAUCCUACAUAUUCCCAUCCUCAGUGAAAGGCCAAGUGUUGCUGUUCCACAAACCACAACUCCGCAAGUCAACUCUGAACGUGCAUUUACUUCCCGUGAACGUGCCUGUCACUGAGGUGGAGAAGCUACAGCGGGCCUGCAGAUACAUUCAGAUCCCCUCCAACUGCCCGCUCACCUGUGGGGAAACAUACAAACUCUGCUGUGAUUCUGCCACGAAAAGCAAGAUACAACCAUUGAAGGAAACGUUUCACAGUGACUACGGCCCCAACCACCACCCCACCUUCCAGGUGUUCCUGGAGGCUGGUACAGAGGAUGUGGAGCUUAGGCUUCUGAAGAGAGGGGAUGAGGAGGUAUGGAUACGCCAAGUGCCACUAACCGAUAUCCCCCCAGAUACUGCAUUGAUUGGUGGGCAGGAGGUCUAUGCUAAGGAUCAGCUGAUGUCUGUGAGGCAGAGGUUUGUGGAAACAGUAUCAGAGUCUAAUAUUAAAAGUCUCCUGGACGGGCUCCUGCAGAAGAAUGUGAUCAAUGAUUGUGAAAUAGAGUCAGUAAAUGUAAACGCUGAGAGGGCAGACAAGGCACGCGCCAUCAUCAAAAUGGUGAUUAACAAAGGAAAUUCGGCAUGUUUGACAAUGAAAACACUUCUGUGUGAAUUAGACCAAUGCUUAUGCUCAGACCUGGGUUUGAGCUAGAACACUGUUGGAGAAUGAGAUAUAUAUACCCAUCUCCCGACAUGAGUCUCUUGGCAAGUUUGUCAUUUCCAAAUUUCAGACUAGAUUUUUUACCUUAUGUAUUAACCUCUACAAAAUGUACUUUAAAUGUCUGUCACGCCCUGGUCUCAGUAUUUUGUGUUUUCUUUAUUAUUUUGGUCAGGCCAGGGUGUGACAUGGGUUAUUUAUGUGGUGUGUUUGGUCUUGGAGUUUUAGUAGGUAUUGGGAUUGUGGUAUAGUGGGGUUGUCUAGAAAAGUCUAUGGUUGGCUGAAGUGGUUCUCAAUCAGACGCAGGUGUUUAUCGUUGUCUCUGAUUGGGAACCAUAUUUAGGCAGCCAUAUUCUUUGAGUGUUUCGUGUUCCUGUCUCAGUGUUAGUUUGCACCAGAUAAGGCUGUUUAGGUUUUCACGGCACGUUUCUUGUUUUGUAUUGGUCGUGUUUAUUAUUUUAUUAAACAUGUAUCAAAAUAACCAUGCUGCAUUUUGGUCCUCCUCUCAUUCACCGGAAGAAAACCUUAACUUCUUCGAUAUAGGGGGCACUCUUUUAAUUUUUGGAUAAAAAAACGUUCCCUUUUAAACAAAAUAUUUUGUCACGAAAAGAUGCUUGACUAUGCAUAUAAUUGACAGCUUUGGAAAGAAAACACUCUGACGUUUCCAAAACUGCAAAGAUAUUAUCUGUGAGUGCCACAGAACUAAUGCUACAGGCGAAACCAAGAUGAAAUUUCAUACAGGAAAUGCCCCAGAUUUUGAAUGCGCUGUGUUCCAAUGUCUCCUUAUAUGGCUGUGAAUGCGCCAGGAAUGAGCCUACACUUUCUGUCGUUUCUCCAAGGUGUCUGCAGCAUUGUGACGUAUUUGUAGGCAUAUCAUUGGAAGAUUGACCAUAAGAGACUACAUUUACCAGGUGUCCGCUUGGUGUCCUCCGUCAAAAUUAUUGCGCAAUCUCCAGCUGCGUCCACUUUUCAUUUGGUUCAGAGGAGAAAGGCAACUGCCACGAAUGAUUUAUCAUCGAAUAGAUAUGUGGAUUGAUUCUAAACAACGUUUUCCAUGUUUCUGUAGAUAUUAUGGAGUUAAUUUGGAAAAAGUUCGGCGUUGUAAUGACUGAAUUUUCAGGGUUUUUUCUUUGCCAAACGUGAUGAACAAAACGGAGCGAUUUCUCCUACACAAAUAAUCUUUUUGGAAAAACUGAACAUUUGCUAUCUAACUGAGAGUCUCAUUGAAAACAUCCAAAGUUCUUCAAAGGUAAAUUAUUUUAUGUGAAUGCUUUUCUUGUUUUUGUGAAAAUGUUGCCUGCUGAAUGCUAGGCUUAAUGCUAUGCUAGCUAUCAAUACUCUGACACAAAUGCUUGUGUAGCUAUGGUUGAAAAGCAUAUUUUGAAAAUCUGAGAUGACAGUGUUGUUAACAAAAGGCUAAGCUUGUGAGCCAAUAUAUUUAUUUCAUUUAAUUUGCGAUUUUCAUGAAUAGUUAACGUUGCGUUAUGCUAAUGAGCUUGAGGCUAUGAUUACGCUCCCGGAUACGGGAUUGCUCGACGCUAGAGGUUAACAAUGUCCAUUUAUAUAUUAAUAUUUAUAUUAAUAUAAUAUGAUAUUUCACAUUUCUUGUUGCUGCAGGAUUAUUUUCCUGCUGUUGGAGACUGGCUCAAAUUAAAAGAGGUUAAGGAUCUGUCCCUUUUUUCCCCCCAAUUUUCGCUUUAAAUGACAUACCCAAAUCUAAUUGAGGGUAGCUCAGGUCCUGAAGCUAAGAUAUGCAUUAUCUUGGUACCAUUUGAAAGGAAACACUUUGAGGUUUGUGGAAAUGUGAAAGGAAUGUAGGAGAAUAUAACACAUUAGAUCUGUUAAAAGAUAAUACAAGAAAAAACCAACAGCUUUUUUGUAUUUUCUUUUGUACCAUCACCUGUGAAAUGCAAGAGAAAGGCCAUAAUGUAUUAUUCUAGCCCAGGUGCAAUUUAGAUUUUGGCCACUAGAUGGCAUCAGUGUGUGUGAAAAGUUUUAGACUGGUCCAAGGAACCAUUGCAUUUCUGUUCCAAAUGUUGUAUCAAGACUGCCCAAAUGUGCCUAAUUUGUUUAUUAAUAAUUUUUCAUGUUCAAAACUGUGUACUCUCCUCAAACAAUAACAUGGUAUUAUUUCACUGUAAUAGCUACUAUAAAUUAGACAGUGCAGUUAGAUUAACAAUAAUUUAAGCUUUCUGCCAAUAUCUGAUAUGUCUAUGUCUUGGGAAAUGUUCUUGUUACUUACAACCUCAUGCUCAUCGCAUUAGCCUACGUUAGCUCAACCGUCCAGCAGGGGACCCACCAAUCCCAAAUAAGUUUUAAGAUCCUACAUCUGUUCACAGAGAUGUCAUCACCCGGACUCGCAGAAUAUCACUUCACAUUCAACACUGUACUGAGAAAAAACUCUUAACAAUAUUAACAUGUUUAAGAUGGCCAAAGUAUACAUUUUUUUUAAGUUGGAACUGUGUAUUGUUGGAAGUGUUUAACAAAAUGUAGAAAUUGUAAACAAUCAACAUGGAAGUUGUUAAAAUGAACAGUUGGUCAUUAGCUGUUUACCAGCUCUUGUGGUAUAUCUGUGCAAGCCAGUGCAUGCUAGCACUAGAGAAACUUGAAAAAUAUUAGUAUCAACAUUGACUCAACACGCGAUUCUGUAAAUAAGAACGUCUGGCUGACAUUUUGUACAUUGUUCAAUUCCAGCCAACCAAAAUGAACCACAUUUAUAAGGAACCAUUGUAUUUUUAUUAAUGUGAAUAUUGAUAAUGUAUUUGAUUUUAUUUUUUACUUAUGUUGGUGAAUUGGAGGCCUGCAUGAAAAUGUUUUUUUAUUUUCUUACAAUAGAUCCUAGUGCUUGAUACACUACGUUUAUGAAUGUUUUCUCACAUGCUGUAAAUUAAAAAUGAUAAAGAAAUGUAA
Messenger RNA from Oncorhynchus masou masou (cherry salmon), 7702 nucleotides. Its product is annotated as sterile alpha motif domain-containing protein 9-like. Bases 734 to 4786 code for a protein of 1350 amino acids. Lineage: Eukaryota; Metazoa; Chordata; Actinopteri; Salmoniformes; Salmonidae. The transcript has 10 exons. The record is from RefSeq and is a predicted model, not a curated record. Gene Ontology annotation, cellular component: cytoplasm. Gene Ontology annotation, biological process: regulation of apoptotic process.